ACUUCGUUAUCAUUGCUUUAAAGCCGCCAUUAAAUCCACAUUAAAUCACCUUUGAUUCACCAAAAUGGCGACUCUAUUAAGAAGACUUUCUGCUUCCAGGGUUAUUUCAGCAUCUGUUAAAGCUGCUGUUUUAGGUGCUGGAUCCGUGCACAAGUGCUCCAGGAUUUUCGCCAGUGAUGCCGUCCACAAAGCUUGCUUCUCAAAUGGUACUGCGCGGUGGGCUCCUGCAGUAACUCAGCAUGCACCUCACUUCAAAGGCACAGCUGUUCACAAUGGAGAGUUUAAAGAGAUCAGUUUGGAUGACUACAAGGGCAAAUAUCUCGUCCUUUUCUUCUAUCCCUUAGAUUUCACCUUUGUCUGCCCAACAGAAAUAAUUUCAUUCAGUGACAAGGCCAGCGAGUUCCACAGCAUUAAUUGUGAAGUUCUUGGUGUGUCUGUAGACUCGCAAUUUACCCACUUGGCUUGGGUAAACACUCCGAGAAAGACUGGAGGACUAGGUCAUAUCCACAUUCCCCUGCUGGCAGAUCUCAAUAAACAAGUGUCCCGGGACUAUGGAGUACUUCUGGAAGGCCCGGGUAUUGCACUGCGGGGACUGUUUAUCAUUGACCCUAAUGGAGUGGUGAAGCACAUGAGCAUAAAUGACCUGCCAGUUGGCCGCAAUGUUGAGGAAAUAUUUCGUCUGGUCAAGGCGUUCCAGUUUGUCGAGUCUCAUGGGGAGGUGUGUCCUGCUAGUUGGACCCCAGACUCCCCAACAAUUAAGCCAACUCCUGAAGGGUCAAAAGAAUACUUUGAAAAGGUCAACUAGAAUUAUUAAUUUGUGUGACCCAUGACCAUUAAAAGCUGCACUGAUAAUUUAGAAAUUUACAUUCUGUUGUGUUGAAUGUGUUUAAGGAAUGUUGAAAGUGUAAGGCCAAGCCAGAUGUUAGCAUAAUUGGAUUCAUAUAUGUAGCGAUUUCAAACCAUCAGCUGUGAUCUGAUUGAAAUUUUGAAUGGAUAUUAGGAAUGAUAGAAUUGAAUUUGGCAUUUAUCUAUGCAGGUAUACCUGUCUUUCUAGAAAUAAUGAGUAUGCCCACCAUUUAUUUGUAGUUUUUCACCCAGACAUAUAAAGUCUAAAAAAUGUAAAGUGUAAAGAUAAAAACCAAAAAAAUAUCUAUAAAAUGUUUCUCCUGCAUUUGUGUGAGCUGCUUCUACCAUGUGAGAAUUUUCAUUAAACACAACAACCAAUAA
Molecule: messenger RNA, 1227 nt
Organism: Brienomyrus brachyistius
Lineage: Eukaryota; Metazoa; Chordata; Actinopteri; Osteoglossiformes; Mormyridae
Gene: prdx3
Product: peroxiredoxin 3
Exons: 7
Coding region: 65-805 (246 amino acids)
Biological process (GO): cellular response to stress; response to oxidative stress; hydrogen peroxide catabolic process
Cellular component (GO): cytosol; mitochondrion
Molecular function (GO): thioredoxin peroxidase activity
Source: RefSeq, a predicted model, not a curated record